CGUCAAUUUUUUUUGAUGUUCUUGAAAUGAUGAAAACUCAAGGAGAUUAUGGUAUACAAGAGUACAUAUCUAAUCUUGAUCCUCAGGAUAUGUAGGUGAAUAUGUAUCUUGAUUAAGAGUUAACUUUUAGAAUGUAAAUAAGGGUUUGAGAGAGUUGUUGGUCUUCGAAGUCAAAGUCUUAGGUUUGAUAUUUUACAUUGUAAAAAUAUUAGAGAGUUUUGCUUCUCAUUUCUCAACUUGAGUGUGAUGGUAUGGCAAGUAUUACCUAAAAAUGAUUUUCUCUCUUUAGCUCACGGUAAUUGCUGGAAGCUGAAUGAAGGCUAUCGCUUAUUGAUCCUCUUGUGACUUGUCCCAUCAAAUUUAUUAACAUAAUGUUUCUACAACUCCAAGGUUGUUUGUACGGUCGAUCUUUAUUUUUAUUUUUAGAGGAGUGUGAUUGCUUUGUAUUGUUGUUUUGAAAUUAUUGUGGGUUUGCGCAAUCCAUAUGUUGACAUGAUUUUGGCUGGUGGCAUCACACUCCUUUGCAAUGAUCUUCAGGUAGCUUUACUUGUUUACAACUAAUUGCCUUCAAAGUGAUUGGUUGAUCCGGUUACUGGAAUUUUUAGUUUAAAUGAUUAUAUGAGGAACAUCAUCUUCAAGCAUUACACCCAUAAUUUUAGUCGUGUGUUAUGGCUCAUUAUAAAUUCAUUUUUCAAUGGUUUUGGAAUUUUUAUUUCUUUUUAGAAACUAGAAUUAUCUCUUAACUUGGUUAAAUGACAUUUGAAUAUUCGUUUUCUUGGCAGGUGGAUCCCCAAGAUAUUGUUAUGGAUAUAGCCAAAGUUCCUCUCGCUUACAUCUUUGCUGCCUUUAUUCCAGCUGUAAUGAUAGCAGGGCUUUACUUCUUUGACCACAGUGUUGCUUCACAGAAGGCGCAACAAAAGUUCAAUCUCAAGAAUCCUUCUGCUUACCAUUAUGACAUCGUCUUGUUGGGAUUCAUGACUUUGCUUUGUGGACUGAUUGGAUUUCCUCCUUCAAAUGGGGUCAUCCCACAGUCUCUGAUGCACACCAAGAGCCUAGUUGUUCUCAAACGGAAGCUAUGGAGAAGCCUAUGAUAAGAUUCAAUAUCAAUCAAGUGAGCAAUUAUAGCUAUGGAGAAGCUGAGGCAUUGACUAAUGUUAUUGAAGAAGAGAGUCAGAUUUUUUGGGAGGUCUUCAGGAUCAAAAAGAUUAUUGAUAAUUGUCAAGAUGAGGUUUAUCUUCAUAACUUCUACUGAAUCUUUCUCUUUUAUGUGAAUUUAAUUUUCAUUUCUUUAUUUUGUUGCUUCUUAAAGUUUUUUUUUGGUAAGAGCUUUGACUGAUAAAUGGGAGAUUAAGCAGAAAUUCCCUGUUACAUUCUAAUCCCAGAGUGUGCAACAUCAAAGAUGAAGACCGAGAGAGAAGAAAGGAGCAGAGAGAGAGAGGGGAAUGAUUUUGAGAGUUGGGUAUCGAGAGAGAGCAAAGAGAGAGAG
This is a messenger RNA of Camellia sinensis, 1486 nucleotides long. The record is from RefSeq and is a predicted model, not a curated record. NCBI's taxonomy places the organism in Eukaryota, Viridiplantae, Streptophyta, Magnoliopsida, Ericales, Theaceae.